Daphnia carinata is the source of this 1323-nucleotide messenger RNA. RefSeq names its product general transcription factor IIH subunit 2-like (gene Ssl1). The coding region runs from base 85 to 1299 and encodes 404 amino acids. Gene Ontology annotation, cellular component: transcription factor TFIIH holo complex; transcription factor TFIIH core complex. The transcript has 6 exons. The record is from RefSeq and is a predicted model, not a curated record. Gene Ontology annotation, molecular function: zinc ion binding. Gene Ontology annotation, biological process: nucleotide-excision repair; DNA-templated transcription; regulation of transcription by RNA polymerase II. Lineage: Eukaryota; Metazoa; Arthropoda; Branchiopoda; Diplostraca; Daphniidae.
CACAAAAUUUCAGUGGCUAAAGGGAUUGAAAUACAGAAAUUUAACUACUGUUAAAACAUAAACGUAACGCUUUUGUUUACUAAAAUGGCAGAUGAAGACGAAACUAAAGAAUACCGAUGGGAGUCUGGAUAUGAAAAAACAUGGGAAGCUAUAAAAGAAGAUGAUGAUGGCUUGCUAGAAUCAAAUGUAGCUGAAUUAGUUGCUAGGGCAAAGAGGAAAAGAGCUGCCCUCAAAGCAUCAGGUGCAAUCCAACUUGGGAUGAUGAGACACUUGUUUGUUAUUGUGGAUUCUUCUGAAUGCAUGUUUUUGCAAGAUUUAAAACCUACUCGUUUUCUUUGUGUUUUGAAACUCCUUGAGGUUUUUGUUCAUGAAUUCUUUGACCUUAAUCCAAUAAGUCAAUUGGGAAUCCUGACAACAAAGCUCAAACGUAGUGACAAAAUCACAGUACUUGCUGGUAAUCAGAAGAAACAUAUUGAGGCUUUGCAACACUUAAAGGAUUUGUCUUGUGAAGGGGAGCCCUCUCUUCAAAAUUCAUUGGAAAGAGCUAUGAAUGGGCUUAAAAACAUGCCUGCCCAUUCCAGUAGAGAAAUCUUAGUGUUGUUUGGAAGUUUGACUACUUGUGAUCCUGGUGACAUACAAAAAACGAUCAAGUCGUUAAAAGACAAUAACAUUCGGGUUUCUAUCAUCGGGUUGGCCGCAGAAGUACGAAUAUGCCGAGAAAUCGCUAAAAAAACCGGCGGCACGUAUAACGUUCUUAUUGACGAUCAUCAUCUGAAAGAACUUAUCUUAAGCCAAGUGCAACCACCAGCUGUAGCAGGUUCAAUAGAAGCAUCACUGGUAAAAAUGGGGUUUCCUGGAGGUACUCCCACACUAAACGAUGGUACUUCAGACUCAUCCGCUGAUCACGCACCCGCUUAUUGUCUUUGUCACAUCGAUAGCGAAACGUCAAGUUUGAUGGGUCCCAAUGGCUAUAACUGCCCACAGUGUGGCAGCCGUUAUUGUGAGCUCCCGGUUGAAUGUAAACAAUGUGGGCUGACAUUAGUUUCUGCGCCGCACCUUGCUCGCUCUUAUCACCAUCUCUUUCCUAUUAAACCGUUCGUAGAACGAGCACAAGUCCCUGAUGCGACGCAUUGUUUCGCAUGUGCUAAACUGUUCGUUGAAGCAGAAACUAAUGUUUACGAGUGUGAAAACUGUAAUCAGAUAGUUUGUCUGGAUUGCGAUCUAUUUAUCAGGGAAACUUUGCACACGUGCCCUGGAUGUGCUAGUGAUCCUGUGACAGCUCAAAUGAAAACAAAUUAAAUAAAUGUUUUUUUCUCAUUGAUA